This is a messenger RNA of Myotis lucifugus (little brown bat), 608 nucleotides long. RefSeq names its product phospholipid phosphatase-related protein type 4-like. Gene Ontology annotation, biological process: signal transduction; phospholipid metabolic process; axonogenesis. Gene Ontology annotation, molecular function: phosphatidate phosphatase activity. The annotation marks the transcript as partial. The transcript is spliced from 4 exons. The record is from RefSeq and is a predicted model, not a curated record. NCBI's taxonomy places the organism in Eukaryota, Metazoa, Chordata, Mammalia, Chiroptera, Vespertilionidae.
AUGGCGAGAGGAAGCCAGCCAGACAGAGAGCCGGGAAAGAGCACCAAGGAGAGAAAGAACAGCCAAUACCAAGGGCCCGGGGUAGAAGGGGAUCGGCUGCCGAUCCUGGCCUCGUCGGUGGUCAGCCUGUACUUCCUGGAGCUCACGGAUGUCUUCAAGCCCGUGCACUCGGGGUUCAGCUGCUAUGACCGCAGCCUCAGCAUGCCCUACAUCGAGCCCACCCAGGAGGCCAUCCCGCUGCUCAUGCUGCUGAGCCUGGCCUUCGCGGGGCCUGCCAUCACGAUCAUGGUGGGGGAAGGCAUUCUCUACUGCUGCCUGUCCAAGCGGAGGAACGGCGUGGGCCUGGAGCCCAACAUCAACGCCGGGGGCUGCAACUUCAACUCCUUCCUCAGAAGGGCCGUCCGAUUCGUCGGUGUUCACGUGUUCGGCCUGUGCUCCACGGCCCUCAUCACUGACAUCAUCCAGCUGGCCACGGGGUACCAGGCGCCCUACUUCCUGACGGUGUGCAAGCCCAACUACACCUCCCUGAACGUCUCCUGCAAAGAAAACUCCUACAUCGUGGAAGACAUCUGCUCGGGCUCGGACCUCACCGUCAUCAACAGCGGCAG